Messenger RNA from Ziziphus jujuba (common jujube), 2551 nucleotides. RefSeq lists its product as uncharacterized. The record is from RefSeq and is a predicted model, not a curated record. The coding region runs from base 1450 to 2376 and encodes 308 amino acids. The transcript has a single exon. NCBI's taxonomy places the organism in Eukaryota, Viridiplantae, Streptophyta, Magnoliopsida, Rosales, Rhamnaceae.
UUAGGUGGUAAGAUGGAAAACUGGACUAAAAUAAUCUGCAAAAUGAUUCUGAAUUGUAAUUCUAUGCUUAUUUAUCAUUGUCUUUAUACUAUUUAUCUCGUAUUUCCUUGUUUCUAGCAGGAUUUGAAACUCUCAUAUGGAUUUGGCAUAUGUUUAUGCAUAGAUAUUCAUAUCUUUUGUUGAAAUAUUUCCUAAUGUUUUGCUAUGUGAUAGAAAAAAUAAAUGUGGGUUUACUUUUCUUUCGACCAGAUUGUGGUUAAAGCAUAAAUUCUUCUUGCCUAGAGGCCUCCAUAUAAUGCUAUAUGUCCUGCUUGUUGGCUACUCAAACUAUAGUGUUAAUCUAAUUUUUGGUGAUCCAAAGAUGUUUAGAAAUAUAGAAAUUCUUCUACUUGAAUUACCUUUUCACAGGGUUUAAAGAAUAGCUCGUUUCAUAGGUCGUCCUGCUUCAAUAUUCUUCAUUUUGUGAUAUCAAUAAGAGCCAAUAUAUAUUUGAGAAACAAACCGAUUCUAAGUUCGGAAUUCAAGUUUUAAAAGUGGUGAGAUUCAUGGACAUGAAACAACUGUUUGUGAAGUCUCAACUAAUUGAGAAGGAUUUUUCAGAUCUAGUUUUUUAAUUGUUCUUGUUAUGGCUAGUAAAACCUUAAACUAAACUUCUUAUAUGGAUUUGGCAUAUGUUAAUAACUUUUACCCUAAAAAUCUCUCUCUCAAUGUUAAAAGGGUAGAAAAACACAAAAUAUUUAACGUGGUUCGUUUUAUACAUAUGAACAAAACAGUUGCACAUCUUGUGACAAAAUAUCUAAUAAAAUAGAUAGUUAACGAUAUUAAUAUGAUUGACUGAGAAAAUUGUAGAGCUAAUUAGUAUUGCCAAUAAUGUUAUUGACCGAGUUGACUCUUAAAUCAUCAAACAAUAUACAGAAUUACUUUUAAAACUUUGGUAGACUGUGUGUUGUUCUUAAUUUUUCUAUGGUUGAUAGUGACGCUUCUAGGCUAGGAGAGAAUGUGAUUGAGGAGCACAGCUUUUUUACUACUACAUAGCACAUCAAAAUUUAAGCAGCUUCCGAGAACUGGUCCAGAGUGAAAACCAUUAAUUGUUCCUUUCAGUCCAACCAAAAAGCCAAGAAUGAAAGUAGGGCAUAGAUGUGAUGACUAGAAAAGUAUACACAUCCUUUCAGUCCAACCAAAAAGUCAAGAAUUAAUGAAAGUAGGGCAUAGAUGUGAUGACUAGAAAAGUAUACACAUUUAAUGGUGAAGCCAAAGUCAAGUCAAUCAUCUUUUCGUACCCAAGGGACUAAAAUGAGUUCAAUAAAGCAAUCACAGCAUAAAUAAAAUUUAUAAAAUAAUAAACCGCAUAAUAAGAGAUAGAUUGCAACCACCAUGAAAGACUUUGUCUGUGUUAGAAAUCUCCUUUCAGGGUGUUUUUGAGCGUAGUAAGUUUCACGCAAAAAGAAGAUGGAAAGCAAACAAAUUAAGCUUAAUCAAAAAAUUGGGUUCUUAGGUAUCUUCAAAACCUCUAUCUUAGUUUCUUCCAAAAAUAUCAACUUCAUCAUCUUCGCUUUUAUCAUUUCCCUCCCCUUGUUCUGCUUCUUGGUUUACUAUGAAUUUCCUUUGCAAAAGUUUCUCCUUGAAACCUUUGAAAUUGUAAAAGGAUUUGGCUUCCCAUUUUAUAUGCUUGAAAAUCAAAAAAUGGAUUAUCUUCAAGAGUGGGCUCAAAUGGGUUUUCUCUGUUUGAUUCCCUUCCAUCUCCUACAACUCAUCACAGUGCUACCGAUUGUUGAUUUGGCAUCAAAAAUAUACAAAGAAGGCAAACCGAUGAGUCUUAAAGAUAUGGUACAAAAACCAAUGAUCAACAUGGAAAGAUUGAGAGGCACUUUGAUCCCUUUCCUCUAUGUCGCCUUCUUAUCAACUUGUGCUCUACUCCAAUUCACAUUGUUAGUAACGAUUUCUCCUAUUUCUUCAAUUGAUUAUAUCUAUAGUGUUUUUCCUACAGCAGUUCUUGGAGGAGCUUUGAUAGAACUUCUAAUCCUUUACUCGGCAUUGAGUGCUGUGGGGAAUACGAGUAUUGUGGUUUCAGUUUUGGAGGGUGUGUAUGGGAUACGGGCAUUGAGUUUAUCAUCUUACUACACCAGAGGAAAUGAUCUGUGUGGGAUAAUUUUGAUGCUUGUGUUCUUUGCAUGGGAAAAUGGUUUAAGAUUUUCGUGCCGCUAUAUUGGCUGUUAUAAAUCAGGAUAUGGAAUUAUUGCACAGGUUAGCUUGUCCUGCCUGGGGAACACACUGAAAUGGAUCGUCUUCGUGGUACAUUACCACAAUUGCAAAGACAGAACUUUAGUGAAGAAAGUUGAUGAAGAAGCAGGAUCAGAAAUUGGACCAGUUGGGUAAAUAAAGUGAAUCGGUAAGAUGCAAAGCCGGAAUAAAAUAAUCUGUAAAAUGAUUCUGAAUUAUAGUUCUGUGCUUAUUUGUCAUUCUGUCUUUAUAUUAACUACCUUGUUUUUCCUUGUUUCUCGCAUGAUUUGAAAGUUUCAAUAUGGAUUUGGCAUAUGCUUAUACAGAGAUA